Molecule: messenger RNA, 7145 nt
Organism: Hypanus sabinus (Atlantic stingray)
Lineage: Eukaryota; Metazoa; Chordata; Chondrichthyes; Myliobatiformes; Dasyatidae
Gene: efemp2a
Product: EGF containing fibulin extracellular matrix protein 2a
Exons: 11
Coding region: 1290-2603 (437 amino acids)
Molecular function (GO): calcium ion binding
Source: RefSeq, a predicted model, not a curated record
CCCCACAUCUACCUCUAUCCUCCUGUUCUCAUCUCCCCUCCCACCUCUCUCCAUCCCGCCUCUCUCUCAUCUGCCCCCGUCAUCCCCUCUCAUCUCCCGCUCUCAUCCCUCUCCACCCCUCUUUCUCCAUCCCUCUCGUCCUCUCGUCCUCUUUCUCAUUCUAUCAAUCCGAAUUGAACCGGGUCUCCGUUGGGAGGGAUUCCCACUGACCCGGGUCGGAGAUCAUUCCUGUGGACGCUGGGGGUGCGCGGACCGGGACCGGGAUGGUCAGUUAGGGGGCUGGUGUGUGGAAGCUAAACCACCCUCCGUGUCUCUCCGGAGCCGAAAGGCCCUUGGAUCCGCCAUCACCCACCCUAAGUCCCAUGGAAGGCAGGAAAUUACUCCCGGCCGGCCCCUUCCCCCCUCUCUUCCUCACGGCCACCCCCACGCCUACGUGCAGUCCGAUCAGAGAUUUACUUCGAACCUCGUUCCUUCCCAACAAGCUGAUCUGAAACUUCGCCCAUCGUUUUAUUUGUCCGGCGCACUUCGGAAUAUCGGGAGCUACGGUGAAGUGCGUCGUUUGCGUCAGCGAUCAGCCCCGGGGUGGGUGGGAGGGGGCAAUUGUCGCCGGCCUUCCGUCGCCAAAAUAGCGCAGCCACAGCUCAGUGACCCAGAACGCAGAGACAGACUCCUCGGGAGUUGAACCCCUGAGCGCCGUAAAGCGUUAGACGCUGGCCGCCGGAUAGUGUACCGUCCCGCCCUCUGUGAUGCCGUUUGUUUGUUGGGUAUAAUGUCUCCAGGAGAUGUGGGGGGUGGGGGGGACAGCAAGUUCUCAGUGUGUGUGUGUGUGUUCUCUUCCAGCUGAAUAAACAGUUGAGUUUGACUUCCCACCCUGCUCCCAGGCACCAAAGUGUUAAGGCUUUCUGUUUGACAUCUGUUAUUACUGCGGAGCUAAGCGGAGCCAGGUGGGGUGGUGGCACAGUUGGAGCUGUUUGGCAAACGCGCUGGAAUUCGGCGCUGCAGAGCCGGGGGGGGAGAGGAAGGAAUGAGAGAGCGGAGAAAGGGUACAGGGAUACGGGAAGGAACUGGGCCAGAGAGCGAGGGAGAGGCAACGGCAGCGGCAGGAGCGACACAGAGUGAAAUCUGAGCAGGGAGAGAGAGAGAGUCCAGACUCUUCCAAACACCCCAGAUGAAUUAACUCCUCUCACUCAGCUAAAUCCUCGCCGGGGAGAAAUCCAGGAAACAGCGAACGGCCUCUCAGUCCGCAACCGCCGGCCGGCCCGGACCCUGCCCCUCGCUGGCCGUGCACCAUGCUGCUGUUCCUGCCGCUCCUCGCCCUACUGCUGCCGGCGGCCGCGCCCCAGCAGGUCGACGAGGCCGUCACCCUCACGGAGUGUACCGACGGGUACGAGUGGGACCACCAGAAGCAACACUGUCGAGAUAUAAACGAGUGUGAAACCAUUCAGGACGCCUGCAAGGGGGCGAUGAAGUGCUUCAACCACUACGGCGGCUACCUCUGCCUCCCGCCCUCGGCCUCCAUCAUCUCCCAGGAGGUGACGCCAGACCAGCAGCCUGACGCGACGCGCUCGAGGGAGACCGGCCCCGACGACAGUGGGUGCCCUCAGGGUUACAGCCGCGAUGAGGAGGGCCAGUGUGUGGACGAGGACGAGUGCGAGCUGGACGUCCACAGCUGCCAGCCCAGCCAGCAGUGCGUGAACACGGCCGGUGGCUACGACUGCCGGUGCCCGGACGGUUACCAGAAGGUGGGGACCGAGUGCAUCGACGUGGACGAGUGCAGGUUCCACCGCUGCCAGCAUCGCUGCGUCAACUCCCCCGGCUCCUACACGUGCCAGUGCCAGUCCGGCUUCACCCUGGGCCACGACAACCACUCCUGCGUGGACGUGGACGAGUGCAGCAUGGGCGCGCCCUGCCAGCAGAACUGCUUCAACACCUUCGGCUCCUUCAUGUGUCGCUGCGGACGGGGCUUCGAGCUCGGCGCCGACGGGCAGACCUGCCAGGACAUCGACGAGUGCAGCUAUUCGAACUACCUGUGUCACUACCAGUGCGUCAACGAGCUAGGCAGCUUCUCCUGCGUCUGUCCCAAAGGAUACCAGCUCCUCGGCACCAGGAUCUGUCAAGACGUGAACGAGUGUGAGACGGGCCAGCACCAGUGCGCCGAGGAGCAGUACUGCAUCAACGUGUAUGGGGGCUUCCGCUGCGUGCCGCGGGACCACUGCCAGGAGCCCUACGUUCAGGUGUCCGACAACCGCUGCCUUUGCCGGUCGUCGGACGCGGCGUGCGAGGACAAGCCGGCCUCCAUCGUCUUCCGCUACAUGAGCAUCACGUCGGAGCGCAGUGUCCCCUCCGACAUCUUCCAGAUCCAGGCCACCAGCAUCUACCCGGGCGCCUACAACACCUUCCGCAUCAAGGCCGGCAACGAGCAGGGGGAGUUCUACAUCAGGCAAAUCAACAACAUCAGCGCCAUGCUGGUGCUGGUCAAACAGGUGACAGGUCCGCAGGAGUUUGUCCUGGAUCUGGAGAUGGUGACCGUCAACCCGCUGAUGUCCUACCAGUCGAGCUCCGUGCUGAGGUUGACCAUAGAUGUGGGCGCAUAUUCCUUCUAGGGAGAGAGAGGGGUGAGGGAGCAAGCUCCCUCUUUAACAAGACUGUUUGUGACCUACGCUCUGAACCUUGUCCCUUGUAGUUCUUUCAUGGAUAAACUCUGCUGAAGUCAAAGUCAAAACGCUGUAAGUUUGAAGUUAAAAGCCGUGGAUGCUGGGAGUAAGAGGUGGCAGCCAUUGGGCCCGUCACGUGGCUGGUUUAUUAUCCCUCUCAACCCCAUUCUGCUGCCUUCUCCCUGUACCCUUUUGACACCCUGACUCAUCUCUUUAUUUGUGCCCUCUGCUCCCAGACUCCUCAAUGAAACAUCCCCUCAUGCCCACUCUAUCUAGGUCUUUCAAUAUUCCAUAGGUUCCAAUGAGACCUGUCCCCUCACGCCGUAGCUAAUCAGGAUUUACAGCACCAUUUUACUGAGCGGAGAGACUCACGAGCCCUUGUAUAUAGGGUCCAUUAUAUAUGGGGGCAGGGCAAGGGGGGCGUGUAGUCAGUGUAAUGCUACUAGAGCUCCAAUGAGCCGGGUUCAAAUGUCUGUAGAGAACGUGCACCUUCUCCUCGCAACCUCAUAGUUUUCCUCCUGGUACCUCGGUUUCCUCCCACAUCCCAGCCGUAUGGGUUAACUGGUCACAUGGGUGUAGACGGGCGGCGUGCUACCCCAAUUCCAUUUAAUUCUCUCCAAAUGUUAGUGUCGAUCGUGGAAACUGUUCAUGCUUAACGCCCUGAAACGUGGAUUUACUCAGCUCCCCGACCUGACCUGCUGACUUCCUCCGGCGUUUUGUGGGAUUUCCAGCAUCUGCAGAACCUUUCGUGAUUACCAUAUAACAAUUACAGCACGGAAACAGGCCAUCUCGGCCCUUCUAGUCCGUGCCGAACACUUACUCUCACCUAGUCCCACCGACCUGCACUCAGCCCAUAACCCUCCAUUCCUUUCCUGCCCAUAUACCUGUCCAAUUUUACUUUAAAUGACAACACCGAACCUGCCUCUACCACUUCUACUGGAAGCUCGUUCCACACAGCUACCACUCUGAGUAAAGAAAUUCCCCCUCAUGUUACCCCUAAACUUUUGCCCCCUAACUCUCAACUCAUGUCUUGUUUGAACCUCCCCUACUCUCAAUGGAAAAAGCCUAUCCACAUCAACUCUAUCUAUCCCCCUCAUAAUUUUAAAUACCUCUAUCAAAUCCCCCCUCAACCUUCUACGCUCCAAAGAAUAAAGACCUAACUUGUUCAAACUGUCCCUGUAACUUAGGUGCUGAAACCCAGGUAACAUUCUAGUAAAUCUCCUCUGUACUCUCUCUAUUUUGUUGACAUCUUUCCUAUAAUUCGGUGACCAGAACUGUACACAAUACUCCAAAUUCAGCCUCACCAAUGCCUUGAACAAUUUUAACAUUACAUCCCAACUCCUAUACUCAUUGCUCUGAUUUAUAAAGGCCAGCAUACCAAAAGCUUUCUUCACCACCCUAUCCACAUGAGAUUCCACCUUCAGGGAACUAUGCACCAUUACUCCUAGAUCACUCUGUUCUACUGCCCUACCAUUUACCAUGUAUGUCCUAUUUGGAUUAUUCCUACCAAAAUGUAGCACCUCACACUUAUCAGCAUUAAACUUCAUUAACAUUACAGUUAAUGUUUUUGUUCCGAGGCCUCGCUUAACGAUGGAACUUGGAAUAGUUCUCCCUCCCGACCUGCCGAGACGUGUUUCAGAUUUUACCUCGGGAAGAUCCACAGGCAGGGAACCUUCGCCCUUACUCCCCAGGCUCGAAGGAAAGCAGGUCACAGGCCCGUCCACGCACUGAACCUUUAUUUUGUUUCCUUUUAAAACAGUUCAAUAGCACCAGGCUCUGCUUCACUGCCUCAGCCCCGGGCCGGGUCCAGAAACGUCCCAACUUGCUCAUGGGGGACAAAUUUCCGACAGGGCCAGGGGUGAGGGUGGGGGGGGAGGGGGGAAGAAUGCCAGCGCAGAGCACACUGCCACUUCUAUAAAAUCUCACGCACAAAGCACAGACGUCACAAACAACGCACGGUAAAUGUACCUCACGCACAAUCCACGGGACCACAUCACAGACGGGGCGACAAAGACCUCAUAAUGAUUUCUGAAUACAUUAAACACUUAACACGAACAGCAACAAGCACUAACUUUGUAAAUGCAAACACAUCAUGUAGAAUAAAGCUACAGUUCCUGGUCUCCGGGCCCAGGCGGUGGUCAGCCUGGCUCUACUUCUCCCACCCUGCAACGAAGAGAGGUGGGAUUGCACCUGCUCUCCCGGAACAGGAGCACUGCACGCCCUGGGUAACUUUUCCUUGGGAGAGAAGAGCAGGUUAAUUCGUAACAAGGACCACGUGAUGGCAAGGGCUGGGGAUUGGAGAGUCAGAAACUUUGAAAACAGACAGAGGGACAAAGAGAGAGAGAGGAGACAGAGAGAGAGAGGAGACAGAGAGAGAGAGAGCAAGAGGGAGAAGGAGAGGGAGUGAGAGAAAGACGGAGAGGCAGAGAGAAACGGAGAAAGAGAGGGAGAGUGCGGAGGGGGGAAGGGGAGAAAGGGAGAGAGGGAUGAAGGAGAAGGAGAGAGGAAGAGAAAGAGGGAGAAAGGGGGAGGGAGACUGGAGAGAGGGAGGAAAGGGGAGAAAAGGAGAGAGACAGAAGGGAAAAGGGAUGAAAGAGAUUGAUAGAGACAUCUGACAGAUGGUUCCUGAGGGGAGAGAAUGGUAACUUGGGUUGGUUGCGUAUAAAACCAGCACCGGCGUUGAUGGCUGUGUGAGUGUAAGGAUAGCAUUGUGGUUCAGAAUGACGCCUUUAUCGGCUGCCAUUCAGAAUCAAAGCCUCCAUUUACUCUAAAAAUCUGGUCCGCGCCCAAAAUGACGCAAAGACCUUCCAUUUAACUCAUGAUAUUUUGCUUAAAAAAACAUUUUUUGCUCCACCCCACUGGGGAAAACAGUGGGCUGGAUCUGUCUCUAAAAACAAGGUGUCGUGACACUUCGCAGCUAAAAUCUGCGACCGAGUCUCCAGCUCCUUCAGGGGCGGUUUGGUGCCCGACUCCGGGUCAAGGCAACGUCUUGAGAAAGAGGAUGAGAGGCAACACGUCUGUAGAUCCUGCUCACCAGGAGUUCACCGGCUUCCCUCUGGGAAAUGGCUGGGGAUGGGGGAGAGGGUAGGGGCAAUAGGCCGAGAACUUGGUUCCAUUUGAUAGCAGCUCCUCGGGGUGGGUGGGGGGGGGGUCUCCCUCGACGGGUGACAGUCGGGUCCCUCCGGCAGGCCUCACAGCAGUUGCUGGCAAUGAUUCAGCAGAGAGGCCCCUCCGUGCAGUACAGCUGUGACACGGUCUUGCUCAGAGCUGGGCCCAGGUUCCUGUAGUGGGGGAGAAGGGCAGGGAGUGGCUUUACCACCGUACAGAUCGUACCCCAACCCCCACGUCACUCUCACUUAGCGGGCAGGGUGGGCAUUGUAGGGAGAGGGAGGCUGAGGGGUUUACCCCGAUCAGGGUGGAUUGACCUUCCCGCAGAACAGCCAGGCCCACCCUCUUCCCCCAACCCCGCCCCUCUUACACAUCCCUCCCUAAACAUCCAUGCCAGACCCCAAAACCCAAUCACUGAGCUUUGGGCCGCUGUAGAGGGGGGCAGAUCGGGCAGCCGGGGGUGUGAGACCCCAUGGGCAGUGUGGUCACUAUGAUCGAGGGUACUCACCGCUGGGUGCUGCCACACUUGAUGUUAGAAAGUAACUUCUCCCGCCCCACUGCGGUUGGACAUGCCUCAUAGGCUUUCAUCAGGCUGUCAAUCAGAAGCAGAGUGUCAGUGAGUCCACCAAUGGAAAGCUCAGAUUACAGUCAUGCAACCAAUCAGAAACACUUGGCCCUGAGGCGCCUGGACAGCUCAGUCCACUGCAGCAAGUUACAACAUGGGGGACUGUUCAGCCCUUCCAGUCCAUGCCAGCUCCCAACGGGGAAAUCCCAUCAGUCCUGAUCUCCCGCUGCCAACAGCAUCUCAAACCACCGCUGCCUCUUCUUGCAACUUCGAACAUACAACAGUACAGCACAGGAACAGACCCUUCGGCCCACAAUGUCUGUACUGAACAUGGUGUGGGAUUAAACUAUGGAGGGAAUGGACAGUCAGCAAUUCAAAUGGAGAGUCUACAGCAGGGAUACUUAACCAUGAAUUUGGAUGGGAAAAAUAUUUUGACUUUAUUUUCACUAACCUCUAACUGAAAUUUAGCAUUUCCUUCGAUUAUGAACAUAGGCAACGAGCCCGUGUAGCAUUAGCAGUGCCUGUGACUUCGUCACGAAUAGAAAUCACAGCUACUUUCAUACCACGUUACAAUUGUUACAAAUAUCGUUUACAGCCACUACUUCAAAAUUACCGUCAUUAUUAGUCCUGCCGCUCGAUUGAGUAUGAUCAGUCUCUGCAACGCAGCUGGCCACCUCUCAGGCAGCCCUGUAUCGGACGUCCCACACGGUGUGUGUGGCUUCGUCAAAGAACAGCCCACAGUUUAAUGUUCUUAUUCAAGCUAAGCGACAACUGAAAUGUCUCGUUAUUUAAUGGGUUAAUAAAGUAUUAUAUCACGA